Messenger RNA from Oryzias latipes (Japanese medaka), 4541 nucleotides. Its product is annotated as ATP-binding cassette sub-family C member 4. Gene Ontology annotation, cellular component: plasma membrane. Gene Ontology annotation, biological process: transmembrane transport; monoatomic ion transport. NCBI's taxonomy places the organism in Eukaryota, Metazoa, Chordata, Actinopteri, Beloniformes, Adrianichthyidae. The record is from RefSeq and is a predicted model, not a curated record. Gene Ontology annotation, molecular function: ABC-type transporter activity; ATP binding; ATP hydrolysis activity.
CGCACAUAAUUGUGUAACGCACCUACAGAACGCCUCCUCACAUGUAGCUCCGAAGAUGUUACAACACGGAGCUGGAAGUUACAGCUCUUAAAGGAGAGGACAGGGGGCACAGGGGCUCGGUGUUAGGUGGCGGGGAGACGAGCUGCCAGUCAGCCCCGCGAGGCAUGGAGAAACUCGGCAAGACCAACCCGGCAGCAACCGCCAACAUUUUCUCAAAGAUAUUUUUCUGGUGGCUGAACCCUCUGUUCCGUAUCGGAUCCAAGCGCAGGCUAGAUGAAGAUGACAUGUUCGAAGUGCUUCCAGAGGACCGGUCGGAUCACCUGGGAGAGGAGCUACAGAGAUUUUGGGAUCAGGAAGUCGUAAACGCCUCAAAAGAAAUGCAGACGCCCAGCCUGGCUAAAGCUAUGAUCCGGUGUUACUGGAAGUCCUAUUCAGUGCUGGGAUUCUUUACUCUAUUGGAGGAGAUCAUUAAAGUGGUUCAGCCGGUGGUUUUGGGUAAAAUAAUUGAAUACUUUGAGAGUUACGAUCCAGAUAACGCCAAGGCGUUCCAUGAGACGCUUGGCUACGCGGCCGGCCUCUCCAUCCUCACCUUCGGCCUGGCGUUGCUUCAUCACCUCUACUUCUAUCACGUUCAGAGGGCGGGCAUGAAGAUCAGAGUGGCCAUGUGUCACAUGAUCUACCAGAAGGCUCUGUCUCUGAGCAAUUCAGCCAUGGGAAAAACCACCACGGGUCAGAUCGUCAACCUGCUCUCCAAUGACGUCAACAAGUUUGAUGAGGUGACUAUCUUCCUACACUUUCUGUGGGUGGCGCCUCUGCAGGCCGCUGUCGUGGUCGGGCUGCUUUGGAUGGAGAUCGGGCCUUCCUGUUUGGCUGGAAUGGUGGUGCUCAUGUUUCUGAUGCCCACCCAAACCUUGUUUGGGAGACUUUUCUCAAAGUUCAGGAGCAAAACCGCCGCUCUGACGGACAACAGAAUCCGAACAAUGAAUGAAGUGGUGUCUGGAAUAAGAAUCAUAAAGAUGUACGCCUGGGAGAAACCCUUCGCUGCUCUGGUCUCCGACGUCCGAAAUAAGGAGAUCUCUAAGAUCAUGAAGAGCUCCUACCUGCGCGGGCUCAACAUGGCCUCCUUCUUCUGCGCCAGCAAGAUCAUCCUCUUCGUCACGUUCACCCUCUACGUCCUGCUGGGAAACACCAUCUCAGCCAGCCGCGUGUUUGUCACCGUGUCGCUGUACACCGCCGUGCGCCUCACCGUCACGCUCUUCUUCCCCAGCGCCAUCGAGAAGCUGUUCGAGAGCCGCGUCAGCAUCCGAAGGAUUCAGGAGUUCCUGCUGCUGGAUGAGAUCACCAAAGGCGGGUCGGCUCUGCCGCCAGAGGACAAGAAGGAAAAUUCAGUGGAGCUCCAGAAUCUCACCUGCUACUGGGAUAAGAAUUUGGACGCUCCGACUCUUCAGAACGUCUCCUUCACUCUGAAGUCAAACCAGCUGCUGGCCGUAAUCGGACCCGUCGGCGCCGGAAAGUCGUCCCUGCUGAGCGCUAUCCUGGGGGAGCUUCCUGCUGAGAAAGGGGUGCUGAAGGUCAAAGGUCAGAUGACGUACGCCGCCCAGCAGCCGUGGGUCUUUCCUGGAACCAUUCGCAGCAAUAUCCUUUUCGGGAAAGACUUUGACCAGCAGAAGUACGACAUGGUGAUAAAAGCCUGCGCCUUAAAAAGGGACCUGGAGCUUCUUCCAGGCGGCGACCAGACGGUGAUCGGAGACCGAGGAGCCACGCUCAGCGGAGGACAGAAAGCUCGCGUCAACCUGGCCAGAGCCGUGUAUCAGGAAGCAGACGUGUACCUGCUGGACGAUCCGUUAAGCGCCGUGGACGCCGAGGUUGGGAGGCAUUUGUUUGAAAAGUGCAUCUGCGGCGUGCUGAAGAAGAAGCCGCGCGUCCUCGUCACCCACCAGCUGCAGUACCUGACGGAGGCCGACCAGAUCCUCAUCCUCAAAGAGGGUCACAUGGUGGCGAAGGGAACGUACACGGAGCUGCUGCAGUCUGGGCUGGACUUCGCCUCGUUGCUGAAGAAGGAAGAGGAGGAAGAGGAGCAGCAGCUGCUGCCAAAGGACUUCUCAAUAAGAGAGAGGAGUCUGUCCCAGAUUUCGGCGCUCUCCCAGACCUCAUCCGUCCAGUCGGUCAAAGAUGGAGACCAGCUGCCGGCCGAGACGGUCCAGAUGGUUCCAGAGGAGAGUCGCGGCCAGGGAACCAUCGGAAUCAAACUGUACCUCAAGUACCUGCGGGCCGGAGCCAACGUGGCCGUCCUGCUGUUUGUGAUUCUGCUCAACAUCCUCGCUCAGGUUUCAUACAUCAUGCAGGACUGGUGGCUGGCCUACUGGGCUGCAGAGCAAGAGAAACUGAACCUGAAGAACAGCAGCAUCCCCAAUGGACCAAACGCCACAGAGGAGCUGGAUCUGAACCUCUACCUGGGCGUUUAUGCAGGCCUCACUGCUUCCACCAUCAUCUUCGGCUUCAUGAGGAACCUCCUCCUGUUCAACGUUCUGGUGAGGUGCGCUCAGGCUCUGCACAACCGCAUGUUCAACUCCAUCCUCAAGACGCCCGUCAGGUUCUUUGACAUCAACCCCAUCGGACGAGUGUUGAACAGGUUUUCCAAAGACAUCGGUCAGCUGGACUCACUUCUGCCGCUGACGUUUGUGGACUUCGUUCAGGUGUUCCUGCAGAUCCUGGGUGUCGUCGCCGUGGCCGCCUCCGUGAUCCCAUGGAUCCUGAUCCCCGUUGUCCCCCUGCUGUUGGUCUUCAUCUUCCUGCGGCGAUACUUCCUCAAAACAUCCAGAGAGGUCAAACGGCUGGAGGGCACAACUCGGAGUCCAGUCUUCUCCCACCUGUCCUCGUCCCUCCAGGGCCUCUGGACCAUCCGGGCCUUCGGUGCCGAGGAGCGUUUCCAAAGAGAGUUCGAUGCCCAUCAGGACCUGCACUCAGGAGCGUGGUUCCUCUUCCUCACCACGUCCCGCUGGUUUGCCGUCCGGCUCGAUGGGAUCUGCGCCAUCUUCAUCACCAUCACCACCUUUGGCAUCCUGCUGCUCCGAAACCAACUGGAAGCGGGUUCUGUCGGGCUGGCUCUGACCUACGCCGUCACGCUGAUGGGCAUGUUCCAGUGGGGCGUGAGGCAGAGCGCCGAGGUGGAGAACAUGAUGACCUCUGUGGAAAGAGUGGUGGAGUACACCGAUCUCCAGAGCGAGGCACCCUGGGAAACCCAGAAGCGGCCUCCUCCUGAUUGGCCGAGUAAAGGUUUGGUGACCUUUGACCAGGUCAGCUUCACCUACAGUGAGGACAGCCAGCCGGUGCUGCACAACCUCAAAGCCGUGUUCCGACCCCAGGAGAAGGUCGGCAUCGUGGGAAGAACCGGCGCCGGGAAAAGUUCUCUGGUUUCGGCUCUGUUCCGCCUGGCAGAACCUCAGGGGAAGAUCUACAUCGACGGCGUCGUCACAUCUGAGAUCGGCCUUCACGACCUGCGCCAGAAGAUGUCCAUCAUCCCCCAGGACCCGGUUCUGUUCACGGGAACAAUGAGGAAAAACCUGGAUCCUUUCCACCAACACUCAGAUGAAGCUCUGUGGAACGCUCUAGAUGAGGUGCAGCUGAAGUCUGCGGUGGAGGAGCUGCCCCAGAAGCUGGAGACGCAGCUGGCCGAGUCCGGCUCCAACUUCAGCGUGGGUCAGAGGCAGCUGGUGUGUUUGGCCAGAGCCAUCUUGAGGAAGAACCGCAUCCUCAUCAUCGACGAGGCCACGGCCAACGUGGACCCGAGGACGGACGAGCUGAUCCAGAAAACCAUCCGGGAGAAGUUCAGAGAGUGCACGGUGCUCACCAUCGCUCACCGCCUCAACACCAUCAUCGACAGCGACCGCAUACUGGUUCUGGAUGCCGGUCGGAUCCGGGCCUUUGCAGAACCCUUGGUGCUGCUGCAGGAUCCAGACGGCAUCUUCUUCAAGAUGGUUCAGCAGACGGGCAAACAGGAAUCUGCAGCUUUACAUGAAGCAGCCAAACAGGUCAGUUCCACAGGAGACACCUCAGAGGAUCCAGCAAAGUUCUGGCAGAACCAAACCGGGCCUUUCCUCCUGCAGGCUUACAACAGCAGCCGACGUCCCGCCCCGCCGGCCAACGGACACGCAGAGACGGCGGACGGUCACCUGGUCAUCUUUGAAACGGCUCUGUGAGCUCAGACACGCUGCUGCCUCAGAACGGAGCAGUCCGGCCCGAGCGGGUCCAGCCUCUGAUGGAAGCACUUCCCUGCUGCUGGGACGCUGCUGGGACGCUGCACCACAGCCACAGCCGGCAUCGAACGCCAGCCAGAGAGAGAAAGAGAGCUGAAGAGUUCUCCUCUUCCUCACAGGCGAGCGUUGUUGAGAGGAUGAAGAGUUUGUUUCUGUAAAUACUUUGCUGCACUAAAUGAACAUUUCAGUUUUUGGACUUUAUGUGUUUUUGAAGCAGCUGAAGACUCAAAAACUCUUCAUACAAAUAUUUAUAAAAACCUCAAAAAUAAAUUAGAUUUUCAAGAA